Molecule: messenger RNA, 2299 nt
Organism: Oryzias melastigma (Indian medaka)
Lineage: Eukaryota; Metazoa; Chordata; Actinopteri; Beloniformes; Adrianichthyidae
Product: CST complex subunit CTC1
Biological process (GO): telomere maintenance via telomere lengthening; positive regulation of DNA replication
Cellular component (GO): CST complex
Molecular function (GO): single-stranded DNA binding; telomeric repeat DNA binding
Source: RefSeq, a predicted model, not a curated record
AACUGAUCAGAUUCAUGGAUUAGUUCAGAAUCUAUGAAGUUCUCUUCGUUUCUUUUGUAAUAUGAACACAUUGAAACAGUUCUGGAACCGUUCCAUUCCUGUCUCCAGGCUCGGUUCGGUUCUGCAGACGGUCAGCUGUCUGCGUUCUUCUGCAGUAAAGUUCUGGAAUAAUCUGAACUGUUUCAUACUUUCACCAAGAGAGGACGCUGUACUGCGCAGGCGCAGCAGGGGAUGACCCGGAACAGGAAGCAGUUCAAGCCUGAGCGGCGGGUUUUCUCGGUUCUGUCCAAUUUUUCAGGAACCCGGUUCCGGUCAGAUCCGGAGAACAUGGACUCGGAACAGAGGUUCUUGGAGAGGUUCGGACCCAGCAGCGAGGCGGAGUGGGCGUGGCUAAAGAACAUCUUCCUCUUCAUUGGUCGAUACCUGAGCCCAUGUUGCAGUGACCCCGCCCCCUCCACUGCUGAAGGCUCGCUCACAGGUGUGGAGCAGCUCAGCAUUCGUCUGGUUCUGGAGAUCCAGCAGAGGUCCAGCGUGGAUCACAGUUUACCCGUCAGCUACAGGCUUCUGUCCGUCUCUGAGCUCGUCUCCCAGCAGAACCUGGCCUGUGUCAGCAACCUGUCCUGGACCACCAAUCAGCACAGAGCCUGGGCCAAGGAGGCGGAGCUCUCUCUGCCGGGACAGCAGACACUACAGCGGGUCAACCUGCUGCUGAUUGGCUGUCUGACAAAGGGGCGGGGCGGAGACUGGAGGCUGACGGACAGCAGUGGGAGUGUCAGGUGUGAGCUUCUGUCUCCUUCUCCUCUGUGGAUGAACCUUCCUGUCUUCCUCCCUGACUGGAACUACAUCCCCCAUGAUGCCUCUGGGCAGGACGUGGACAGAGGACACCUGGAGCUCAUUGGUUCUCCUGUCUUCCUGGGUCCUGAAGCUGAGCAUGGAUUGGCUGCUGCAGCAGAUGGGGCGGAGCUUGAAGCAGUUCCUGUUAGUGAAGCUGGAGUCUUCCUGCAGAACAGGGUCAUAGGUCAGCGCGUGUCCGUGCACGGUCAGGUGUGCUCGGUGUGCCCCCUGCUGGACGUGUCAGGAACCCCGUUCUUCUGUUUCUCUCUGACGGACGGCGAGAGCUCACUUCCUGUUCUGGUCCAGGAGCCCAGCCGUCUGUGGUGGCGCACAUGUGUGCACGUGGGCCGGAGCGUGUGCGUGACGUCUCUGCGCGUGUGCGUCCUGCGAGGAUGGAGAGGAAACAACAUCCUGUGUGUGACGGAGCGCUCACAACUGCACGCCGACUACACAAACACACAAACACACACUCCUGACACACACCCAGAGACUGACACGCCCCUCCUGAUGUCACACGACUGUGAGGAGGAGGAGCCUGACGUUAACCAAUCAGGAGUGAGGAUGAAGCGGUCCAGGAUCAUCAGUUAUCAGGGCACGGUGACAGAGGUGGUCAGUGAGGGGGCGGGGCUGUAUGUGCUGGACAGGAAGCUGGGUCUCUGUGUGGCGUAUCAGCCGGCGAGCAGGAGGAGUCUGAGGGUGGGGGACGGCGUGGAGCUGCACCACGUCCACUUCCUGUUCCGGCCCUGUCCUGACUUCCCUCCCAGCAUGCUUUGCACCUGUCUGCGCUCAUCCGUCACAGUCACCUCCUUCAGCAGAGUGGGCGUGUCUGACUCCGCCCCUCGCUGUCCUGGUGACGGGGUGUUGUCACGGUUACUGCUGCAGAAACACAAGGGCGUGUCAGAGUACCUGUGGGCGUGUCACCUGUCCUCCCAGCUCUCUAUCAGUCUGGUUCCUGCAGUGAUGAAGCAGCAGUGUGUGUGUCUGCUGUCCUGGAAGAUGAUGAAGACUCUGAGAGGACGAAGAGCGCCCACACGCAGAGACAUCUACUGUGAGAUGCUGGACCAGCCGCACACCUGUCCUCUGAGCCAGUACUCGGUGGAUCCUGUAGUCCACCAGAACCUGAGUGUUCUGGACCUGGUCCGGUCCCUGCUGUCCCUCUGCUGGUCCUCUCUGUCUCUGAGGUCUCUGCUGCCCCCUGCUGGUCGCAGUCUGAGCAGGUCUGAGAUCCGAUCAGGUCUGUCCUGGUCUUUCAGGACUCUGGUCUCUGACCCACAAAAGGGGGACAGUCUCAGGCCCCGCCCCCUGCUGCUGGUGGGCGUGUUGGAGCUGCCCCCCCACUCCUCAAAGUUCAGUCCGACUCUGCACCUCAGAGACGCUACAGGAAGUGUGGGCUGUGUCGUCACGGAAACCAGCCGGGAGGAGGGAGGAGGGGGGGAAACAGCCUGUUACAACACGGCCUGGAUAG